CUCGCUCUUUGUUUCUCCUACAAAAAAAAAAAAAUGUCGAUCGAUUCUGCCGUUUCUAUUCUAUGGGAUGUCUUGAAGUACGUAAUUGUUCCCAUCAAGCGUCAAUUCGGAUAUGUGAUGUCCUCCAAGAGUUACGCCCUGGAUCUUGAGAAGGAAGUGGGGAAGCUGGCGUACGAGGCCGAGAUGGUCCAGAAUGCUGUGGAAGUGGCUAGAAACAAUCUUCGGAAUGUCUAUAGUCAUGUCGCGCAGUGGCAAGUAAGUGCUGAGAAGGCCUUGAAGGAGGCGCGAGACCUGUUGGACGACUUUGAAAAGGCCACGAAGACUUGCUGCUACGGGAGUCUUCCCGACCCCAAUUGUCGCUAUCAGUUCAGCAGGAAGGCCAAGCACAUGAUCGAGGACAUUCAGCGACUCGCUCAAGAAUGCAGUCAAUUCAAGGAUAUCUCUUCCAGCGGUCCAGCUCCAGGGAAUGUCGCUGCUUCGACUCCGGCCAGGAGAGAGGGCAAAGUUGUCGUCCAGUCGACCGCCGCAACGGCCUUCGCUUCUUCGGCCUCGAUGUCGAUUAAGCUUAAGGAUGACGACAUCUUCAAAUCCAGAGAAUUGAUCAUGCGAGAGAUCAUGGCCGCUCUUGCCGAUAAGAACAAUAGCGUGGUUGGGAUUUACGGGAUGGGUGGGGUCGGCAAGUCCACCCUAUUGGCGGAUGCCGAAAGGAGAAUAAGGAAAGAGAAGUCGUUUGAUUGGGUCGCUAAGGCUGACGUGUCGGAAAAUCAAGACAUCAAGAGGAUUCAAGGAGAGAUUGCGCACGCGUUGAAGCUGGACAUGAAGGAUGCAGAGUAUGUCAAUUCCCGAGCGGAGCGUCUGCGCGCGAGAUUGGAAGAUGAGGUGAGUGAGAAAAAGAAGGUCCUCAUAAUACUGGACAACCUGUGGAAGGGGCUGGACUUGAAAUCAGUGGGCAUUCCUUGCGGACAUGACAACAAAGUCAUAGGAUGCAAGUUGUUGUUGACGUCAAGAGAUCGUGAUGUUUUGCGAAGGGGUAUGGGCUGCGACAGGGACUUCCAUCUUGAUGCGCUGAAGGAGGAAGAGGGAAAGAGAUUGUUUGAGAGGACGGUGGGAGACAAAGUUCAUGAUGACCCAUUCAAAUCCUUGGUGGAUAAAGCACUCCACAAAUGUGCAGGUUUGCCUUUCCUGAUUAUUGCAAUGGCGAAUAUUUUUAAAGACGCCAAGUUUCCAGAAUGGAGGGAUGUUUUGAGACAAAUCGAGAUGUCUACAAACAAAGGAAUCAGUGAGCAGAUAAAUGAGAUGUUGCAGUUGAGUUAUGAUCGUUUGAAAGGGGAGGAUGGCAAGGAGGCGAAGUCAUUGUUACGGCUCUGUGUUGUUUAUGGUGUCUCUAAGCCCUCUCUUGAAAACUUGGUGAGGUACGGUGUGGGUUCGAGGUUAUUUCGAGAAGAUAGCAGCAUGGAAGAAGUUAGAGAUAGGUUGAGCUCACUGAUCCGGACCUUGAAAGCCUCCUCCCUUUUGUUAGCAGACGAUGAAGAUGUUGAUGGUUUCAAGAUACAUGAUUUGGUUCGUGGAUUUGUUGCCUCGGUUGCUUCAAGAGAUGACCCUCUUCUCGUGUUGAAAGAUAAUGAUAAGUCGGUGACAGAUUUGCCCAAGGACAAGCUCAAAAGUUGUACAGCAAUAUGCUUUCCCUACGUUGACAUGAAGGAGCUUCCCGAAGAGUUAGAUUGCCCUGAAAUGCAGAUCUUUUUGUUGUUCACUAACAAUGAAUCUCUUAAGGUCCCAAAUUCAUAUUUCAGCUCUAUGAGAAAGCUCAUGGUCUUACAUCUUUCUCAGGUUCGUCUCACUCGUUCACCUUCGCCGUUUAAGUUCUUGGAGAAUUUACACACUCUGUGUCUUGAUGGUUGUUUGUUAGAGGAUGUAGCCAUGAUUGGCGAGCUAAAAGGGCUACAUGUUCUCAGCUUUGUGAACUCCAAAGUUCAACGAUUGCCAAAAGAAAUUGGACAAUUGGUAGAGCUGAGGUUGUUAGACUUGAACCAUUGCUCACGACUUGAGAUAAUUGAACCGGGUGUGCUUGGAAGCUUGAUAAAAUUGGAGGAGCUGUAUAUGGAGAAUAGCUUUGAUCGAUGGAAUGCCGUGGAGCAAAGUCCACCGACUAAUGCCAUGCUUAUUGAGUUGAAUAACAUGAAGAAUCUAUACACUUUUCAUGUGUCCAUUCUCGAUCCGAGUGUUCUCCCAGAGGAUCUAAAUGUCAAGAAAUUAACUAAGUACAAAAUCCAAAUAGGUUACAUGCAGUACUGGCCAAGUCAAAAAGGAUCGAGCACAUUGCAGCUUAAGUUAGAUCCAACAAGCGAUAUUCUUCAUAAAGGAUGCAUACAAACUUUCUUAGGCAAAACUGACGAUGUAUUUUUGGACGGACUAGGCGGAAUUGAGCACAGUAUUUGCGCGUUGUCUCAAGAAGGCUUUCGAAAAUUAAAGCAUCUACAUGCUGAGAAUAGUCCCUCCGUCUACUACGUCCUCCAAUCGCCCCCCCAUACAGAUUUUAAGAAGUUGGAGUCGUUAGUUCUCAAGAAUCUCAUCAACUUGGAGAAGAUAUGCAACAAUCAUAUCUCCUCCAAGUCCUUGAGUGCAUUAAAAGUAGUACGAGUCGAAAGUUGCGACAAGAUGGAAGUUUUGUUUCCUCUUUCAUUAUUGAAAGAACUUCCACAGCUUGAAGAGAUUCGAGUUGUCAUGUGCCACUUAAUGCAGGAGAUUGUGCAAGUUGAUGAUUGUGGUAAAGUUGAGUUGAGUAAUUUGCAUGUAUUAGAAUUGCGUGACUUGCGAAAUAUCAAGAACUUUUUCACCGCUGGGACGGCUGCUUCAAGUAGUACAUCAAAAGACCAAGUUGGCACUCAAGUUGCAUUCUUCAAUGGGCAACAGGUUUCAAUCCCAUCGUUGGAGUCCUUGACUAUGGUUGGACUUCCCAAUCUGGAAGAUAUAUGGACUGAUGAAUCUCCAUUAGGGCUGAGCAACCUCCAAUUUCUUAAGGUGUCUUCAUGCAAAUCUAUUUCAAAGGUUAUUUACUCUAGGUCACUGGCAAACCUACACAAGUUACACACUUUAGAGGUAGAAGCUUGUGUUUCGGUGCAAGAAAUUUUUGACCUUGACGGACUAGGCGCCAAUGCAAAUAUUGAGACUCUCUCUGAGCUAAGCACCAUCAAUAUAGAUGAUUUACCAAGCUUGAGGCACAUAUGGAACAAGAAUCCUUGUGGAAUCGUGAGAUUCCAUAAUUUAAAGCAGUUACGUGUGUCUGGUUGUAACAACCUCGUGUUUCUAUUUUUGCCAUCCGUGGUUCAAUCUCUCUCACAAUUGAGAGAACUAAAGGUAUUAGAUUGCAAGAAGAUGGAGGCGAUCCUUAUGGAGGAAGAAGGGUUAAGAACAGAAACUCUAGUAUUCCCGAUGUUAACCAAUUUAGUCCUUGCAAGUUUGGAAAGUUUGACGUGCUUCUCUCGCAGAGAAUGUUCACGAGAAGCUCAGAGUGAGGACUGCGUCAAAUCGUGCUCUACUACCCUCUUCAAUCAAGAGGUUGCAUUUCCUAGCUUGGAGACAUUAGACAUCGUUGGCAUGGAUAAUAUUGAGAUAAUAUGGGACAAUCAAGUUGCUGCGGAGUCUUUCCACAAACUGAAAUCGCUCAGUGUUUAUCAAUGCAAUAAGCUAGUGAACAUCGUUCCUUCUUGCAUUCUUGGUCGGCUCAAGAGCCUGGAAAGUUUGGACGUAGGAUCAUGUGGUUCGCUUGAAGUUGUUUUCAACCUUCAGCCGCUAAAUCCUCUAGAUGGACAUCCCAUUGCUCGUUUUCCGUUAAAAAAGCUAAACUUAGGUGGAUUACCAGAGCUAAAGUGUGUAUGGGAUAAGGAACUCCACAGCCAAGUCAAAUUCCAGUGUCUCCAUUCUGUUACCAUUUCCAGAUGCAAGAGCCUCGCCUCUCUGUUUCCAGCCUCAGUAGCAAUACAUCUAACCCAACUUGAGGAGUUAGAGAUCAAUGAAUGUGGCAUUGUGGAACUCAUCGAGAAGGAAGGACUAGUUCUUGAGGCUGUCUUCCCAAAGUUAACCUCCCUCCAGCUUAAGUAUCUAACGGAGUUGAAGUGCAUCUACACAGGAACACAUGCUUUACGUUGGCCAGCAUUGAAGACCUUGGAGGUGCAUGGCUGUAACAAAGUGGAGACACUUGCUUCGCAACCCAAUAAUGAGAUGCCACUUCAUAAACAACCUCUGUUCUUGAUAGAAAAGGGCGCAUUCCCAAAUCUAGAAGAGUUAAAAUUGGAUUUAUUCGAACGGAUGGAGAUAUGGAAUGGACAUUUUCAUGAUGGAGAAUUCUUCUGCAAGCUAAGAGUUCUUGAGCUUCAUCAUUGCUCGCAGGAACCUGCUAUAUCCACGUAUCGUUUUGUUCAAAGUUUAACCAACUUGGAAAAGCUGGUUGUAUGCAAAUCUUAUCUAGAAGAGCUAAGCAUCAUUAUGAAAGCCAUAGAAGGUCCAAGUCAUGAGCAAAAAGUACUAUUACCCUUUUCAAGAUUCUAUCAAAACCUCAAGAUUCUAGAUGUGUCACGUUGUGAUGGGUUAUCCAAUAUGUUUACAUCGACAAUAGUUGGAAAUUUGGUAAAACUCACAAAAUUGAGGAUAAGUAACUGUAAAAAGUUGACAGAAGUCAUUUGUGACGAGGGAGGUGAGGAGGGGCUUGUGCUGGCUUUCAAUCAAUUGAAGUAUAUGGAGCUUGAUGGGUUGACAGGGUUGAGAUGUUUCAGCUCAAUUAAUUACACUCUAAAGUUCCCUCUCUUGGAAGAUGUCAUUGUGAGUGGAUGUCCCAGCAUGAAGUUCUUCUCUAGGGGAUCAAUAGAGGCACCAAAGCUGGAGAGAGUACAAGUAUCAACGGAAGCUUGGUUUUGGAAGGGAGACCUCAACAUCACCAUCCAAAAUAUGUUUGAAGAAAUGGCUACGGUUUCUGGAAUAGAGUUUUUGCGGCUGUCUGAGUUCCCUGAGCUGAUUGGAAAAUGGCACAGCGAACUUAAUCCCAUCAAGUUAUCUUGGCAAUUACAAUCACUGAUGGUGGAUAAAUGUCCAUCAUUUAUUAAUGUUAUUCCAUCCAGAUUGAUGCUUCUUUUACACAACGUGAUAAGAUUGUGGGUGCGCGAUUGUGGGUCGCUGGAAGAAAUAUUCGAUCUUGAAGGAUUGAAGGUAGUGGAAAGCACUCGGGUGCUGCCUAGGUUACAGUUUCUAGACUUGGUCAAUCUACCAAAGUUGAGGCGACUAUGGAACAACGAUCUUCAAGGGACAUUGCGCUUCAAUAGUAUGUUUAGUCUUACCCUUUAUAAUUGUGGUAACUUGAGACAUGCUUUCACUCCAUCGAUGGCUCGGUGCCUUGCCAAUCUAUGGCGGAUGGAAAUAAAGGAGUGUGGUCAGAUGGAAGGAGUGAUUGCAGAGGAAGAAGGGCAGGGAAGCUCAAUGGAGAAGAUUACAUUCCAGAAUCUCUAUAGGAUGGAGCUGGAAUGCUUGCCCAAUUUGACUAGUUUCCUCUCGGUGAAGAAUCAUACGCUGGAUUGUCCCAAAAUAAAAUAUCUGACCAUUGCCCACUGCCCCAACAUGAGAAGUUUGACUUGGCAAUCUUUGACGGAGAUUGACCACCACACUCCUUCGCUCUUCACUCCACAGGUACAAUUUCCUGUGCUUAAGUCGAUGGUUCUCUCCCACAUGGACAAUUUAAGCAAGAUAUGGACCGACAGUCCUCGAGAUACUCUCACUUUUGAACAUUUAGGGAAAGUGAAGGUUGACAAUUGUAAGAGCCUUGAAAAUCUAUUUCCGCAUUGGGUGGCUACAAGUCUGACCCAACUUGAGAAGCUUCGAGUGGAGUCUUGUUGGAUCGAGGAAAUAGUCAUGAGGGGAGAUGGCACUCCACACUCGACUACUAAUCAAGUUCUUUUCCCACAACUGACCUCUCUGGUGUUCCAUGAUAUGCCACGACUCAAGAGCUUUUGCCCUAAGUCGCCUACUUUGAAUUGGCCAUUCUUGAAGAAAUUGCGAGUGACUCAUUGUGACAAACUAAACAUGUUGUCUUUUGCUGCGACCAUGAACAAAUGGGCUCAGGGAGAUGAUCAACAGGAACUUUCAAACCAAGAAGCACACUCUUCAUUUGAGAGGGUCAUUCCCACCUUAGAGAGACUUUUAUUAGUCGAUAAGGAUAUUCGGAUGAUACAUAAUGGAAAAUUUUCCGAUGACAUCUUUGGCAAGCCAAAAGCACUAACAUUGGCAUGCUUUCAUGAUGAAAGGGCCGUCUUUCCUCCCAUAUUUCUCCUACAAAGAUUUCAAAACCUACAAAGCCUUGAGGUCUUCUGUAGUUCUUUUGAAGAUAUAUUCCUUGAUGAAGGGCUUGUUGACGAGGGAAAAUAUCCGGUGCUUGAAAAUUUAAGAGAACUUAAGUUAAGCAAGCUACCCAACCUAAAACGUGUAUGGAGAAAAGACUAUUUAGUGACAAAAGUUCUUCAGAGUAUUCACAAAUUUGAGGUUUGGGAUUGUCCUGGUUUGACAACAUUAUUUCCAGCCGUGACAUCCUUCCAGAAUUUGACGGAGUUUGUGGUGAAGAAUUGCUCUGGAUUGGUAAAUCUAGUGACAGUUUCAGCAGUCACAAAUUUGGUACAUCUUAUUAACAUGACUGUAAUAGGAUGUGAAAGAAUGAAAGAAGUAGUGACAAACGAUGAAAACGAAAAAGGAAUGGUGAUUUCUUUUGGGAAGCUAAGUUGGUUGAGACUCCAAAAUCUGCCAAGCCUAGAAUGCUUCUCCUCCGGCACAAGUUGCAGCUUCAGGUUUCCAUCCUUGUACUAUGUUGAAGUGGAAGAGUGCUCGAAAAUGAAGAUCUUUUCUAAGGGUACGCUAAUCACACCACAACUAAAAUAUGCGAGACUGUUCAGAUACGAGUGGGAUUGGAACUUGGAGGGUGAUCUCAACACAACCAUACAAAAGUUAUCAGCAUAAAUAAAUGCACUUAAAAUUGGUGCUACAGGGGGUACGGAGAUCUCAAAGUUACCGAGGCACAAUCAGAAACUGAGAUGAAGAAAAUUCUAUUGAGAAAUGAAUGUCUUUUCCAACUAAGUGCUUCAUUUAAUUAAGUUGGCUCCUACAAAGCCACAGAACUAGUUAAGGUCGAGAUGUCACAACUCAUCAAAACAACUUGUCCUCAAGGGAUGAUUUCUCGUCUCUGGAGAGAAGAUGAAGAGCAUCGGCACCGGCAAAGUUUUGCACCGGAGACACCUCAUUUCUUCAAGAUCAUACUCUCUCAGACGCUUCAAACUGGAAGGCUUUUGAGCUUCAAAGUUUAGAUGGUUUCUCGCUGAAGAGAAACGAGAAGGAUGAAUUGCAUGGAAAACCAUAUCAUCAUAAGCCUUCCAAGGUGAUAUAUUCUGGUCCCGUUAGUUAUGUCGAUGAUGCUGCUAUUUCACAUGCAAUUGUACUCGCAUCUGGUUCCAAAUCCAAAGGCUUCCAAACUGAUCAAGGAGCUAAGCUUUUGCCACAAGAUUCAGAAGGUAGGAUGGAAAAUUCUAAACACAAGGUGAGCCCUACCAUGCUGGCUUCCGGUAGUUCUACUUCUAAACGUUCGCGGGUAACUACGGCUCACAAAGCAGCCAAGAAGUACGAGCUGCAAUAUCCUUCAUUCAAAGCAGUUAUCCAGUCACAUAAUCUAUUGAAGCAAAAUGUGAUUGUCCCAGGCUGGAUUUUAAAGGGACGCAUCAAUGGAAGCAUUUUACCACAACUUUUAAAUAUUUGGACGGAUCAUGGCUAGUGAAGCUCCUGUACUACCCACAACAUGGCUCGGGAAACCUCUCUCUCAGUUGGGCUGCAUUUCAGAGAGGAACUUCUCUAAAGCAAGGAGAUGUAUGUGUGUUCGAGCUGGUUAGAAUUGAUAAUAUUGAAAUCAAAGUCUCCAUUUUCAGAAGGAAUGUCAACACAUAGGCAUAAACUUUGGUGUGCCUAGAGAAAAAUCUCUGCUUCGCUAUGUUUUGUUUUGUUCAUCAGAUGAGAGAACGCAAAACUUUCCGCUGCAAGUAAUUGAAUGGUGAUGUAUUUCCUGAUGUUUUUUUGGAGAGUAGUGAACAUAACACCUGGACAUUGCAUCUUCCAAAA
Molecule: messenger RNA, 8139 nt
Organism: Syzygium oleosum
Lineage: Eukaryota; Viridiplantae; Streptophyta; Magnoliopsida; Myrtales; Myrtaceae
Exons: 13
Coding region: 34-6993 (2319 amino acids)
Molecular function (GO): ATP hydrolysis activity; ADP binding
Source: RefSeq, a predicted model, not a curated record